UGUACAAGCAUCUUAAGGUAACUUUACAUGCAGAAGGUUUAGAGCCAAGAACAUGAAGUAAAAGAAAGUUUUAUUUGUAUUAUUCUUUUCUUGCUCCAUUUACUUGUAUCUUCUUUGAGGGGCACACUACAUAGCUCAAGUGCUGUUUUUCAGAUACACGAUUACACUCCAUAUUCUUUUUCCAGAUGACACUAUAUAUCUAUUUUACAGGACAAGAACACCAGGUUCAUGGCUCUGGAUUGUCUUCACCGUGUUUUGAAAAUUUAUUUGAGCGUUCAUGGGUACUCCCAACCAUCAAACCGGGUAUGGGACUACCUGGACAGUGUGACAGUACAACUUCUAACAGUUCUUAGGAAAGGGAUGCUUACACAGGAUGUCCAACUUGAUAAACUUGUUGAGUUCUGUGUUACUGUAGGGGAACAUAACCUUGAUUUUUGUAUGAACCAUGUGAUAUUGGAAAUGCUUAAGCAAGAUAGUCCAAGUGAGGCGAAGGUCAUCGGCCUUCGUGCUUUACUGGACAUUUCUAUGUCUCCCACAAGUGAGCAUGUUGGCUUGGAAAUCUUUAAUGCUCAGGACUUAAGCCACUAUGUUCCGAAAGUAAAGAGUGUGAUUGAGUCUAUAUUGAGGUCAUGCCAUAGAGCUUAUAAUCUGGCUCUUCUCACUUCUUCAAAGACAACAAUAGAUGCUAUUACCAAGGAAAAAUCACAAGGAUAUCUUUUUCGCUCAGUUUUGAAGUGCAUACCUCACCUGAUUAAAGAUGUUGGUCGAAGUGAUAGAAUCACUGAGAUAAUACCUCAGCAUGGGAUAAGCAUUGAUCCCGGUGUUCGAGAGGAAGCAAUACAAGUACUGAAUCGAAUUAUGAGAUGCCUACCUGAUCGUUGCUUUGCAGUUAUAAGAGCUAUGGUGAAAUUCAUCCUACGGCUUCCGGAUGAGUUCCCUCUUCUCAUUCAAACAUCAUUGGGACGCCUUUUGGAACUCUUGCAUUUAUGGAGAGCUUGUCUAUCUGACCAUAGUGUUGAACAGGAAACUUCAGAUGCAAAACAUGUGCAGAUAAACCAAAGCUUCAAGAGAUCUUUCAACCCAAGAGAACCAGUUGAAUUCCAUGCUUCAGAGAUUGAUGCAAUUGGUCUUGUCUUCCUUAGUUCUGCUGAUAGUCAGAUUAGGCACACAGCAUUAGAGUUGCUACGCUGUGCGCGUGCUAUUCAAAAUGAUAUAGAAAACCUUCUAUCAUGUGAGAGGUCAUAUCUCACCAAAGAUGAAGCUGAACUGAUACUUAUGAUUGAUGUUUUUGAGGAAAAUGGGGAUGACAUUGUUCAGAGCUGCUAUUGGGAUUCCAGUCGUCCUUUCGAUCUCAGACGAGAAUCUGACGUGGUACCUCCUGAUGUAACACUAGAGGCUAUACUUACUGAAAGCCAGGAUAAGAAUAGAUGGCCUCGGUGUCUUAGUGAGCUUGUCAAGUAUGGUGCAGAGCUCUGCCCACGUGCUGUUCAGGAAGCAAAGCUAGAGAUUACUAAGCGUCUUGCGCUUGUCACACCUGUUGAAUUGGGGGGAAAGGCUUCUCAGUUUCAGGAUGCAGAUAACAAACUAGAUCAGUGGCUCAUGUAUGCUGUAUUUGCUUGUUCUUGUCCACCUGGAAGGGAAGGAGCUGGUGCAGCAGCAACACGAGAACUAUUCCAUCUUAUCAUCCCCUCACUAAAAUCUGGUUCUGAAGCACAUGUGCAUGAUACUACUAUGGCUCUUGGGCUCUCGCAUCUGGAAGUGUGUGAAAUAAUGUUCAGUGAGCUGGCAUCCUAUAUAGAUGAAAUUUCUUUGGAAACAGAAGGAAAACCGAAAUGGAAGUCUCAAAAAUCUCGCCGUGAAGAACUCCGUAUCCACAUUGCAAACGUAUACAGAACUGUUGCAGGGAACAUCUGGCCUGGCAUGCUGAUCCAUAAGCCAGUUUUCCGUCUUCACUAUUUGAAAUAUAUUGAUGAAACAACCAGAUUAAUAUCAACAGUCCCUCUUGAGAACUUUCAAGAGAUGCAAACUCUUCGCUAUGCACUUGCAUGUGUACUAAGAUCACUGGCCCCUGAGUUUGUGGAUUCAAAAUCAGAAAAAUUUGAUCCUAAAACCAGAAAGCGAUUGUUUGAUCUUUUUCUCUCCUGGGGUGAUGAUGUGGGUAAUACAUGGAGUCAGGAUGGCCUAAGUGAUUAUCGGCGUGAAGUUGAACGCUACAAGUCUAGUCGUAAAACUCGAUCAAAAGAUUCCAUAGACAGAAGUUCAUUUGACAAAGAAGUGUCUGAACAAGUCGAAGCAGUACAAUGGGCUUCCAUGAAUUCUAUGGCAUCGUUGUUAUAUGGCCCUUGUUUUGAUUUCGACAAUGCAAGAAAAAUGAGUGGCCGGAUUAUAUAUUGGAUUAACAGUCUCUUCAUUGAGUCUGCACCCAGGGCUCCCUUUGGUUAUUCACCCACUGAUCCAAGAGCUCCAUUUUAUUCUAAACACACUGGAUGUGAUAAGAGCAAAGUUGGUCACCUUCGUGUUUCCCUUGCUAAAAUAGCUUUAAAGAAUCUUAUUCUUACAAAUUUAGACCUGUUUCCUGCUUGCAUUGACCAGUGCUACUAUUCUGAUGCUGGCGUGGCAAAUGGGUACUUCAGUGUAUUAGCUGAAGUCUACACGCAUCAAGAGAUACCUAAUUGUGAAAUCCAACGACUCUUGAGCUUGAUUCUCUACAAGGUGGUGGACCCAUCUAGACAGGUUCGUGAUGAUGCCCUACGGAUGCUUGAGACACUAUCUAUCCGUGAGUGGGCUGAAGAUGGGGUUGAGGGAUCAGGAAGUUAUCGGGCUGCAGUGGUUGGAAAUCUUCCCGACUCUUACCAACAAUUCCAAUACAAAUUAUCUUGCAAGCUUGCUAAAGAUCGUCCUGAGCUGAGCCAGCUUCUUUGUGAGGAAAUAAUGCAGAGGCAACUGGAUGCAGUUGAUAUAAUUGCACAGCACCAAGUUCUAACAUGCAUGGCUCCUUGGAUUGAAAACCUUGAUUUCUGGAAACUCCAAAAUUCAGGCUGGAGGGAAAGAUUAUUGAAAAGCCUUUACUAUGUAACAUGGAGGCAUGGCGAUCAGUUUCCUGAUGAAAUUGAGAAGCUUUGGAGCACUAUUGCUAGUAAGCCGCGUAAUAUCCGUCCAAUUCUUGAUUUUUUGAUCACUAAAGGAAUUGAAGAUUGUGAUUCAAAUGCAUCAGCAGAAAUAAGUGGUGCAUUUGCUACAUACUUCACAGUUGCUAAACGAGUAAGCUUAUAUCUAGCUCGAAUUUGUCCACAAGGUACAAUUGACCACUUGGUUUACCAAUUGGCACAGCGAAUGCUUGAGGAUAGCCUGGAACCUUUCAGACCAACAGCAAACGAGGGUGAUCUCAAUGGAGAUUUUGUUUUGGAAUUUUCUCAGGGUUCAGAAACAGCGCAGCUUGCGCGGCUUGCGUCUGUUAUAGAUAACCAGCCUCGUAUGUCACCCUUACUGGUUCGAGGAUCUCUUGAUGGUCUACUACGAAAUACAAGUGGAAACUUAAGUUGGAAAACAACAGCUGUAAGAGGGCGAAGUGCUUCAGGAACUUUGAUCCCCAUACCUCCUGAGAUAAAUGUUACUCCUGUAACUGCUGGACGAUCUAGCCAGCUCAUUCCAUCUCUAGUAAACAUGUCAGUCCCAUUAAUGGGGAUCCGAACUUCAGCAGGAAAUUCAAGAAGCCGGCAUAUUUCUCGAGACAGUGGGGACUACCUCAUUGACACUCCAAAUUCUGAAGCAGAUGGUCUGCAUUCUGCUAGUGGAACUCAUGGUGUCAGCGCUAAAGAACUGCACAGAGCCUUACAGGGGCAUCCACAGCAUUCAUUAACCCAUGCUGAUAUUGCGCUGAUUCUACUUGCAGAAAUCGCUUAUGAAAACGAUGAAGAUUUUCGGGAGCACUUACCUUUACUUUUUCAUGUCACGUUUGUCUCAAUGGAUAGCUCUGAAGACAUUGUGCUAGAACACUGCCAACAGUUGCUUGUUAAUCUGCUGUAUUCUCUUGCUGGGCGUCAUCUGGAACUUUACAAUGUUGAAAACAGUGAUGGAGAGAACAGGCAACAGGUUGCGAGCCUGAUUAAGUACGUCCAAUCGAAACGAGGGAGCAUGAUGUGGGAAAAUGAGGACCCGACGCUCGUGAAAAUCGAGCUCCCGAGCGCCGCGCUUUUGUCCGCGCUCGUGCAGAGCAUGGUGGAUGCAAUCUUCUUCCAGGGUGACCUCCGAGAAACUUGGGGAGCCGAGGCGCUCAAGUGGGCCAUGGAGUGCACCUCGAGACACCUUUCGUGUCGGUCCCACCAAAUCUACCGAGCGUUGCGGCCCCGUGUGACGAACGACGCUUGUGUCUCGCUUCUCUGGUGCCUCCAUCGUUGCCUAGCGAAUCCCGUACCUUCGGUUUUGGGGUUUGUUAUGGAGAUCCUUUUGACAUUGCAAGUGAUGGUCGAAAAUAUGGAGCCUGAAAAGGUGAUAUUAUACCCCCAGCUUUUCUGGGGUUGUGUCGCUAUGAUGCACACCGAUUUUGUCCACGUGUACUGUCAGGUACUCGAGCUCUUUUCUCGUGUUAUUGACCGUUUAUCGUUUCGUGACAAAACAACCGAAAACGUUCUCCUCUCGAGCAUGCCACGAGACGAGCUCGAUCAUAGUGUUGCUGACACCGACUUCCAGAGACUCGAGCCACAGAACCCUGGUGUAACCUCACCAUCGAGCGGGAAAGUCCCGGCUUUCGAAGGGGUCCAGCCGCUCGUACUUAAAGGACUCAUGUCAACCGUGAGUCAUGAUAUCUCAAUCGAGGUUCUCUCAAGGAUAACCAUACACUCUUGUGAUUCAAUCUUCGGGGACCCAGAGACAAGACUUUUGAUGCACAUCACGGGCUUGCUUCCCUGGCUCUGCUUACAUCUAAACCCGGAGGCGGUUGUGGGCCCUACUUCGCCUCUAUUACAACAACACCAAAAGGCUCGCUCAGUUUCGGGGAAACUGGCAAUAUGGUGUCGGGCAAAAUCCUUGGACGAACUAGGUACUGUCUUCAUGGCCUAUUCGCAGGGUAAACUGAAGAGCAUAGACAAUCUACUUGCUUGUGUCUCGCCACUACUAUGUAAUAAGUGGCUACCAAAGCAUUCAGCUCUGGCUGUUGGGCAUUUGCUUAAUCUUCUAGAGAAGGGACCCAAUGAAUAUCAGCGUGUUGUUCUUCUAAUACUGAAGCAAUUGCUUCAGCAUAUUCCCAAGGGUGCUGUUCAGAGUCCACAUAUGUAUGCACUCAUUUCCCAGUUAGUCGAAAGCACUCUGUGUUCAGAGGCACUAAGCGUAUUAGAAGCUCUUUUACAUAAUGAUGACUCUAUGCAUGUAUCCCAGAACUACGAAAGCAGACUUGGUGGAACCGACGAGUCAUUGUUGAUGGCUCGUAGUGGACCAUCACAACAGGCUAUGGGCCUUGGGUUUGUCCCAGGAUCCACAUCGACUGUAAAAGCUACCCUAACUGAAUCAGGUAUUUCGCCUAAAGAGUUGGCUUUGCAGAAUACUCGUUUAAUCCUUGGGCGUGUGCUUGAUAAUUGCGCACUCGGGCAAAGAAGGGACUACAAACGACUGGUACCGUUUGUGACUACUAUCAGCAACCCUUAACCUUCACACUUCUCUUUAUUCAAUGAAUGAGAUCAUUAUGGUUCAUCGAUUGAUUCAUCAUGACAAUUCACCAAUAACACCCAAGUAUGAGAUUCAAGCACCUGGAAGCUGGAUUGCAUAUAAAUGAAGCUAGAAUAGCGAUUCUUUGCAAAGACUACCGACAGUGGUAGCUUAAAUAGUCUUUGUAUUGUAAUAAAAAUGCAGUUAAGUUAAUUGUAUUAUAAAACAACUAAUUGUGUUUUUCUAGCUUUCAAUAAUUUAAGAUGAAAUA
Molecule: messenger RNA, 5911 nt
Organism: Cynara cardunculus var. scolymus (artichoke)
Lineage: Eukaryota; Viridiplantae; Streptophyta; Magnoliopsida; Asterales; Asteraceae
Exons: 8
Coding region: 229-5640 (1803 amino acids)
Biological process (GO): cell morphogenesis
Cellular component (GO): site of polarized growth; cell cortex
Source: RefSeq, a predicted model, not a curated record